CUACGACCUACGUAGUUCAACACCUCGAGGAAUUCUUCCAACAUCUCCUCAGGAUAGACUCCACAACUUUUCAAGAUGCAUUUUCUUCGAGGGCUCCUUCUGUCGCUCCUCCCGGUGGCUGCUUUGGCAGCCAAGAACGCUCCGGUCGACAAGUUCACCAAGUUCCAGACCAAACAGCUAUCCUCCACCCCAUUGAAGCUUGACGAUGCUAUCUACGCCCAAUUGACUUCGGCGCCGAGAGACUAUUCAAGUGUUAUACUGUUGACAGCUAUGGAGGAUCGUUUUGGAUGUCAGCUGUGUCGAGAAUUCCAACCAGAAUGGGAUUUACUGUCUAAGAGUUGGAUCAAGGGUGACAAGAUGGCAGAGUCCCGUCUGAUUUUCGGAACGUUGGACUUUAUUAAUGGAAAAGCCACUUUCCAAUCUGUUAGUAUAUCUGCGGAUAUCUUGAAAAAAGCCUCCAACUAACCUUUGCGAAGCUCGGUCUCCAAACCGCUCCAGUCCUUCUACUCUUCCAGCCAACUACUGGCCCUCAUGCCAAUCCCGAAGCUGGUCCUUCUAGAUUCGAUUUUAACAAUGGGUAUAUAUUUCAAACCGUCGGAAGGAUACAGAAUAAUGCUAACUACAAGUCAGAGCACAAUCCGCUGAACAAGUCCACAGAUGGAUCGCGCGUCAGCUUGCCGAUAGACCUCAUCCUCCAGUUGUUAGACCCAUCAAUUGGACUCGUGGUAUUGCAAUUACUACAACAAUAUUGGCUAGCAUCACAUUCUUGACUGUUGCUUGGCCCUACCUAUUGCCCAUCUUACAGAACCGUAACGUUUGGGCUGCAAUUAGUCUGAUUGCCAUUCUCCUUUUCACCAGUGGACACAUGUUCAACCACAUCCGAAAGGUUCCAUACGUUGUCAGUGAUGGAAAGGGAGGUGUCAGUUACUUUGCAGGUGGAUUCUCAAGUCAAUACGGUCUGGAGACUCAAAUUGUUGCUGCUAUGUGUAAGUUCCAAGUCUAUUUGGGAGGUACUUCAAUUUUACUGACACUCAUUGUAGACGGCCUGCUCUCAUUUGCAACUAUUUCAUUAGCACUCAAGGUUCCACGCAUAGCAGACCCAAAAACCCAGCAGAUUGCCGUCAUCGUCUGGGGAGGAAUCAUCUUCGUCAUGUACAGCUUCUUACUGAGUGUUUUCCGCAUCAAGAAUGGAGGCUACCCAUUCUGGCUACCACCUUUCUCAUAGAUUAUCAAUACCACAAAGACGACUGGCCAUUUUGGCCUCUGCCGGGUGUUCAAGUCGUCGCAGUUAUGUAGAGUCAAAAGUCAAAAGUAUUUUGUGUAUAAAUAACCUGGGAGGACUGGCAUUUUU
This is a messenger RNA of Hymenoscyphus albidus, 1351 nucleotides long. Lineage: Eukaryota; Fungi; Ascomycota; Leotiomycetes; Helotiales; Helotiaceae. The record is from the annotation of a GenBank genome assembly.